Messenger RNA from Daphnia carinata, 4010 nucleotides. RefSeq names its product protein Aster-B-like. The transcript has 11 exons. Bases 340 to 3585 code for a protein of 1081 amino acids. Gene Ontology annotation, molecular function: sterol binding; sterol transfer activity. The record is from RefSeq and is a predicted model, not a curated record. Gene Ontology annotation, cellular component: endoplasmic reticulum membrane; plasma membrane; endoplasmic reticulum-plasma membrane contact site. NCBI's taxonomy places the organism in Eukaryota, Metazoa, Arthropoda, Branchiopoda, Diplostraca, Daphniidae. Gene Ontology annotation, biological process: intracellular sterol transport.
UUUUUGCCUUCAUAGCAGCAGAAGUGAAAGAAGGAAUAUGGCCGGUUUGACGUGUCGGCGGGCCGUCCACUUGUGAUUUUGUUGUUCCCCAAAGUUCAGUAUCUCCAUGAAUCUCACCCUAUGUAAUCUCCUAUUGUUAUUGUGAUUCCCCUAUUCUAGUUGAGAGUCGUGAGGGAAAGGAUAUUCCAAUUCACCCCCGCUCAAUCUCAGCUGUAUUACUACUAAGUCUCAAUACCUUGGAUCUGCUUGACAGGCAGGACGUAACUUCCGGACAUCACUACGUCGUCGACUUUCUUUUUUAUUUAUUUGUGAUAUUGAGUUUUUUGUGUACUCUAAAACAUGUCUCUUGAAAAGAGCCUUAUCAUCGAAAAUGAUGAAUCCCCACCUGGGACGGUCAGACUCAUAAAGCAGCUAUCAGAACCUAACGAUUUCAACAGCAGCAUCAACAAUGCUCACUCUUCUGUGCUGAUUUCUCGUCAGAGCUCGAGCAAGUCCCUAGGCCGUUCUUCAACAGCAGAUUCCAGCUUUGACAGCAUCUCCCCCGAACCUCUAAGUCUAGAAAGCAGCGAAGAACAAUCGACGACGUCAAUCCGGAAUCGUAUCCGCCGGAGUGAAACACUGCCACCAACCAUCUGUUUAUCCGAAGGAAAUUCGGCUGAAAUUCCGAAUGGAAACAUGGCGGCCGGAUUGGACCAUGGAGGAGGAUCUUCUCAUCUCGUGUCACCGGAACGCUUGGCUCCCGCACUCUCGUACCCUUGCCUCUUUACGGCCACGACGACGUCGUCGGGUCAAUUAUCGACGACCGCAACAUCCACCUCUGGCAUCGCCACAUCCACCCUGCUCGCCUCGUCGCCCAAUUUGGCAGGGUCCGCAGUGGAGGCAACAACACUAUCGACGUCAUCCUCAUCCAACAGCAAUUCUUCGUCUUCGGAAGCGACGGAAGCGACCACAACCGGGCCGGCGGUUGCAGUUUUUUCAUCCUCGUCCCCCUUGAACAGCAGCUCCUGCAAUGGUUCCGUAGCUGAUCAUGAACUGAAUCCUUUAGUUUCACCCCCGUCGCCCAUCCUUGGUGGCCAUCAGAGGCCGUCCAGGUCCCGUAGUCCAUCCAGCCCGUCGCCAACGCGACACAAUGAGUCGUCUAGUAGAGAAGCUAGUCUGGAAAAAGCAUCCGCUAUUGGAACGGGAGCAGUUGAUGUUUCACUAGAUCAAAUAUCCGUAGAAGGCGGUGAAUCGGGAAGUGCUGGAUCGAUGCGAUCCUUUGAACAUUUACCAAGAAAUACGCCAAGUGGUCCGGAAAGUACCAAUGGCAGCAAGCAGGGCCGUAGUGGUGGAAGGAAAAAGUCUGCCUGGUACCAAAUGUUAAAUCCAACGUACCGUUCACGUUGCGAGGAUUUCAAACGAAUUUUCAAAGAUUUGCCCGUGGACGAGCGAUUGAUUGUCGAUUAUUCGUGCGCACUGCAACGCGACAUUUUAUUGCAGGGUCGCAUUUACGUCACACAAAAUUAUCUCUGUUUCUACGCCAAUAUUUUUCGCUGGGAGACGCUGGUUCAACUUCGUUGGAAGGAAGUGUCUUCGCUGACAAAGGAGAAGACGGCCCUGGUGAUCCCCAACGCCAUCCAAAUUUGUACGGAGACGGACAAGCAUUUCUUCUGUUCCUUCGGUGCCCGCGACAAGACGUACGUCGUCCUCUUCAGAACUUGGCAGCAAGCUCUUCUUGAUCAGCCACUGGGCAAUCAGGAAUUGUGGAAAUUUGUCCACUCUGUGUACGGAACGGAACUGGGUUUCAGCAGCAACGACGAGGCUGGAACAUCUACAUCCAUCGUCUGCGGCGUCAGCGCUUCUGCCGGCGAGGCGUCUCCUCUCUCUGAAGUCAAUCAAGUCCAACCGUCCAUUUCUUUGCAGCAACUGAGCUCACCGAGUCCGUCAUUGCAUUCGGCCCAAACGUCCAACGACGACGACAGUGGCAACGUCGUCCAUCCCAUCAGUCAUAACGUCAUCCGCAAUCGUCAUCAUCACUACAGCCGACGUCUUCAGCUGCCAAGUGACACGACGGGGUCAGAUUGGAGAGAAUCACUGGGCAUCAGUAGCAGUGCGGGAGGUGACGGUGGUAGCAGCGUAUCAGCUGUUGGAGGUGGGCCAAGUGUCAUCAUCAUGAAGGACAUACCGUCUGCUGGAGGUGGCGGAAAUGCAGGCGACGCCGACGUGCCUCCGCGUUACAGCGAGACGUCCGAAUCGGAAGAUGAUCGCUACAUGAAUGACGAGGCCGUUCAAUGUCCCGUCCUCCAUGAAGGCCGUGAAAUGGUUAACAUGGUCAUGCCAAUGAGUGUCGACGAGUUGUUCACUCUCCUCUUUACCAAUUCCACAUUUUACAUUGAUUUCAUCACGACAACACGCAAAUGCACAGAUUUGCAGGUGAGCCCGUGGCAAGAAGCUGAAACAAAUCCAGCGGAAAAAUUCCGCACUGUUGCAUUUACAAUUCCAUUAAACAACAACAUUGGCGUUAAAAGUACGCGCGCAGUUGAAAGUCAGACUUUGUUGGAUGUAAGCCGAGCCGGUGAUUUCUAUGCGAUUGACGUGGAAGCUUCAAAUAGCGGAAUUCCGUAUGCUGAAACGUUUGCCGUUUGUUGCCAUUGGUGUCUGAUGCGUUCCGGAUAUCGAAAGUCCCGUCUCGUCAUCUACUCGCAAAUCAAAUACAAAAAAUCCGUCUGGGGCAUCGUCAAAACUUUCAUCGAAAAGAACGCCUGGGCCGCUUUAGAAGAGAAUUUUAGUCAAAUGAAACGGAAUUUGUUGUCGAUGCAAUCGUCGAGAGAUGCUGAAGAUGUCAGAAUCGAAAGGCGGGCCGAAUUGCCUUCGUCUUCUGGCACGGGAUCUGCGGGAGUCGUCGGACCGAUGGGCGGAAACGCAUCGGUGAAGAAACGACUCCACUCGAGAGCCAACAGGAGACGCAAGGACGGGAUGAUGGACAACGGCCUGGAAAAACGAGGAUUGAUAGAAUCCCCUCGAUCUUCAGGCAGCGUCAAACAAUCGGGGGCUGGAAGUGGCGCUAGUGUCGGUGCUGGACGUCUAAACAAGACGGCGAUUUCCUCAUCAUCGUCCUCACCGAACCCACCGUCUUCAUCAACGUCGCCAUCUGGCGGUUGCAGUGCGGUGUUUUACGUGGUGUUGGUUUCUUUGAUCCUUUUGCUAUGCACCAACGGCUUCCUGUUCUCCAAAAUUUGGGCUCUGGAACAGCUGGCCGAAGAAUUAGCUCGUCAUCCGCCAUCUUGCCUUUCAGCCGCCAACAUGGCCGAUCUCCGUGUAUUAACAGCCCAACCAAAGUCACCGGAAGAGUGGAUGAGGAUUUUGCGCCAACAAGAGACGCUCUAUCGAUCCACCGAGUCCAAAUGGCGAUCGACUCUAUCGGCCAUGAGUGGCUACUUGAAACAAACGCAAGAAUCGCUGACGAACUUGGAAAAAGAAAUCGAACCCGAUUCAGAUUUGAUUCGGGCCAUUUUAGAGAAAAUUCAAUCACCUGCCUCUUCUUCACUUCCUGUUCAAUACCAUCCGCCUCGAUCAGCUGAUGAUCACGCAGAUUUGCCCAGUUAGCGUUUAGGGGGGGGGGGAAGAUUCAUCACUUUGUCCAAUUCCAUUAUGACCACCUUUUAAAUCACCACACGUACAGGUACACACGCAACGGGCAGGAUCCCCCCUGUUAAGUUUGAUUUUCUUUCAUUAUUAUUAUUACCUAGCUAAAAGAAAAUCUAUAUAUUAUAUUCAAAGAAAGGGGAACCGAGGUAGUUUAGCAGCUCCACUCUAAAGUAUUUGAAAUGAUUCCAAAAUAAUGUGGUACUCUUUAACUGCGAUAAUCCCCACCAUCACACCCCUUUAGAAAAAAAUCUUAUUAUUUGUCAUAUCAUCGUGUUUAGAUCUUGAAAUAGGUUGAAGAAUUCUAGUUGUCUAUCCGUCUCGUGUAUGUUAAUUCGUAUUGAAUCAUCGUACAUAGAUCCCAGUCAAAAUGAAGAAAAAAAACA